AUUUGCAGGCCAUAUCGUCUCUCACCUUUUGUUCCUCGCGCCUCUCGUCCCUUGUUUUGCACAAAUUUUCUCUUCCCUCCCAUGCUCUAUCCUUGCAUAAAAUUGUUUCCGCUCAACUUCGGGGCCUCCCUAGGGGCAGCAUGGAAGAGACAUGGACAGGUCUGGGCCUGAGAGCUCGGUGCUCAAGGCACCGCGGAAGCGCUCCUUACAAUCCGCUGCAAUCAGAAGCUCUGUUCCAGGACCCAUCAGAACAAAUGGGUAAACCAUCACGGCAAGCCUCUCCCCCCCCCUCGCUGAGCAGAAAAACCGGAGCUUUGGAAGAGUGGACGGGGCGCGGACGGAUUCUUUCAACAGCCAACGCGAGGGGGAAAAUGGAUCCGACUUCCUGCAGGUCCCGGCAUAGCGUCACAGAGGACAAAAGGCGGAGGGCUCGGCGAAGGGUAGAGGGCAAACUGCAGAAGAUGAGUAAAGAGAGGGAAGGCGACACCCCGUCGACCAUUUCGCAAGGCCAGUCCCACUGCCAGGCACAAUGUCAACACCAGCUAGCCAGCCAGCCAGCCGCGGAGGAGUUGGUAACUGUGGUGUAUCCGGGCCACAUUCUAGAUACCUACGCACAGUACGUACUUGGGUACCUUUUCUCCCGCUAGACGAGGUCUCUUCAGGCGGGGGAGGAAUCCCGUUAUCCUAGAAGGUACGAGCGAGGUACAAAUAUACAAGUAUGUACAGGGGUCCCUACCUAGGGAGACACGUACAUCAGCAGAGGUAAUCUUUCGCCCUUGCUCUGCCUUGCCCUUAACUCCUCGCUGUGGUGUAGGUACCUAGGUAUGUACACGUAUCCGCGCAUGUGUUUGCUUUGAA
This is a messenger RNA of Colletotrichum navitas, 858 nucleotides long. RefSeq lists its product as uncharacterized. Lineage: Eukaryota; Fungi; Ascomycota; Sordariomycetes; Glomerellales; Glomerellaceae. The coding region runs from base 141 to 647 and encodes 168 amino acids. The record is from RefSeq and is a predicted model, not a curated record. The transcript has 2 exons.